AUUUACUUUAGAACUUUAUGGAAUAGUAGUUGCUAACGGAACCACACCUGCUAAUUAUCUUAGCACUUACAGCAAUGAAACUGUGGAAUUAAAAGGUUUGACUAAUGCAGUUUAUAAAUAUAACUCUCCAGUUAUUAUAAAUCCAUCCCCAAAUCCCCUGGCGGAUGACAUGCGAUUUAAUUAUACCCGCGUAUUCGACACUCCCGGACGAUUUCAACCUGCUGAUCCAAUUGUCCUAAAUGUUUUCGACCCAUUAAGACAAACAACUAAUUUUGAAAUCAGCAAGUUUUUAUUACUUGAUGCCGAUGUUAAUCGUGCGAUUAGUUUUUCACGAGUUGAGUCACGCAGUCUAAAUCGAACUGUCACCACCGACAUCAAAUAUAAUAUUAUAGAUGUGUUUAGAGACAAUCUUACAAUGACUACGCCUAAUGAUGCUACUAGCUCUGUUAGAAUUAGACCAG
Molecule: messenger RNA, 461 nt
Organism: Racocetra fulgida
Lineage: Eukaryota; Fungi; Glomeromycota; Glomeromycetes; Diversisporales; Gigasporaceae
Source: the annotation of a GenBank genome assembly